UGACAAAGCGGUUUAGAGCUGACAGAAUAAUUGGCCUCGUUUUCGUCUUACAUCGAUUCACAGGUAACUGUAACCCGAACGGGGUCAGCACCAUGAAUAUUCUUUUAAGCAGUACAAAUAUAACAGCUGAAAAGUGUUGAUUGCAAGUACGAUACUGGGGCACACAGCGUGAGACGAGGGCCAUCAAUGCUCCCUUGGUCAGCUGCAGCCCUUUCGCAACAAACGGCAUCUUUUGACCAUCUCAUGCUGAUAUAUUACGAUGACUGACGUGUGCCGUCAAUAGCGGAUAAAAGGAGAACGCCCGCCGGUGUCGCCCUCUGGUUCAAAGUAACUUCCAGUAGGCCCCUAUGACAACGACAAGGCUAAACUUCACAUAGAGCUCAUGUAUAAUGGUUCGGAGGUGUUCACUGUGGAGUUUCGUCCCAGUGCGGGCUAUCCGUCAGUCACCACUGUCUUUGGUCUGUUAUACUUUGUUUGUGUUUGCUGUACUGAUGGUUUGGCUAGGAAUACGUCUACCACUAGGCAACAGUGAACAGAAUAAGGUUGGAGAGCUUGGCAACAAUAGUGGUCCUGCUCAGAAUGGGCUGGGUCAAGAUGAAUAUAAAGAGAAACAAAACAAAGCUGUGGUCAAACUGGACCUCAUGGGAUUAAAGGUGCUGCUGCUGCACCCUUGCCCAGGGAGACAGUUCGAAUGGAUGCGCAUCCGUAUUGAGCGGAUGUGGCUCCAGUGGCGGCAGGGUGCUAUAGAUCUUCUGAAGACUGGCCAACUGCAACACGUUAGGAAAAAGAAAAAGAUCCUGCUUUUUUUCGGCACACUUGCCGGAGUAACGAGACUGGACGAGCUCGCUUUCAAAGGCGGUCCACUUGGUGAAUUAGUACAGUGGUCUGAUUUAGUGACGUCAAUCUAUAUUCUUGGUCAUGACAUAUUCUUCUUCACUGAAUUAAAUCAACUUUACAGACAAUUGGCUGAUGAUGGUGGAGACGUUGAUCUUGACUGGAGCCAUCGACGACUGCCUUUUGACAUCAUCUUCACCGACAUCAACGGGUUAAAACUGAUGACCAGAUUCUUGAAAGUCGACACCAUAUCAGGUCCCAACAGGUGCUUAUUUCGUGUGCUGGAUUCUUUCGGAACUGAGGCCGUGUUUAAUUUUGGCCCCUACACCAAGGAGAAAAAACUGAACGGUUAUUGGAACCCUAUCGACUUGGAGCUGCAGCAAUUUUUUACAAUGUUCCCUCACACUGUGGACAAUUCCUUCAUGGGGUUUGUGAUAGAGAGACCAUCCGUGGACAACAACGGGACAAUAGAACGACACAAUCAAGCUUUAAUCUACGCAAAACGGGACGGAUAUUUCAUAGGUAAAAAGCCAUAUCUAGAUGUUAUCCACGAAUUUUUGGAAAUCCAUGCGACAUCUGCUAAGAUGGAGGGUUUUGACAAAGAAAACGUCACCUACACUCCAGAGUAUGCGGUGAACCACGGACUACUGCAUGGGCCAGAUUAUUACAAAUUACUUUAUCAGUCUAAGCUAUUCGUAGGCCUGGGGUUCCCCUACGAGGGCCCAGCACCUCUGGAGGCCAUUGCAGCCGGCUGUGUCUUCAUCAAUCCCCGGUUCUCACCUCCGCUAAGUCGCAAAAACUCUGCCUUUUUUAGCGGUAAACCAACAUUCAGAGAGAUAACAAGCCAGCAUCCCUAUGCAGAACAUUUUAUUGGAGAACCAUCCGUGUAUACUGUAGAUGUAAAGAAUUUAACUGCAGUUCGGGAAACGCUGAAAACGGUUCUUGCUCAAAAGAAGGUCCAUCCUCACGUGCCAUUUGAAUUCACAGAAGCGGGCAUGUUACAAAGAAUGAGCUUUUACAUCGAGAACCAGGACUUCUGUUCAAGACCUUACAGGAGUCACAUACCGGCCACAGACGUGACCUUCUUUCUCAGUGACCUCAGCGAGUCUUGUACCGACAGUUGCCAUAAACACGGUCUAACGUGUGAACCUAGUCAUUUCAACAGAACCAACAGUCCAGUCACCGUUCAGAAACUGAGCUUGCACUGCAAUAAAUCGACAUUUGGUGCUGAUCCAAUAUUCCCAUCUGUCUCUAAAUCGACGUGUAACUUCCAAAUAGAGGACAUGCUUUUCAGUUGUGCCGGAAGCGGUGCUGAUCAUCGCAGGAUAUGCCCUUGUCGGACGUUUAAGAAAGGGCAGUGGGCCCUGUGUGAAAGUUGCCAUUGAACACUAUUGAUAUUUAUUACGUAGCCUUUAGGCAAUUACUUUUUAUUAAUUUUUAUCAAUUUUAUCAAAUUUUCUUGUUGUAAAGGUUUUUAGCUUCGUGUGCACCUAUGUUCCUUGUCCAGUUUUAUUCACCACGGGGUGACCAAAAACUCUGUAAGAUACAGUUUCAGGUUAGUGUAGAAAAUGAAAGGUUUAAUCUUACAACAUAAUCAGUUUUUGGGCUUUAAAUCGAUCCUUAUUGCAAAAGCGGCUCCAGGCAACAUUCAGCCUAAAUAAUUUAGAUGCAAAAGGAAAUACAAUGACUUCUCAAUAUAGUAGCGGUAUAAGAUUUUCCUGUAAUUUAUGGAAUAUAACUUAUUGUAUCUGUGAUAAUUAUCAUAGAGUUAAACAUGUUGAUUUAAGUGCUUUGUUGCCAAUUUUUUUUUGCUAUUGGCGAUGUGGUAAUUUAGCUCUACUAUGGCGUAGUGGUUGAAAUGAUUUGGCCAUCACAUAACCAGUACAUAGGGAUGAUACGUUAUAUGGGGAAUAACUGGAAUUACGUCCACAUGCGCCAUUUAUUAAUCUCUUCGGUACAACCAAACAUUUUGCGAGCCUUCUUUAGUAACACUUUAAAGUGGGGAUCAAUAGUACGCGCGUGAUACAAGUGAGCAAAAACAAUAAACAGAAAAUUGUUUUCGGUUGAAUUCAUGCCAAGGUCAAACAAAAGUUAGUAAGAAGUACAAACUGCAAAUAUAAGGGGGUUCAACAUAAGCCACUGCAUUUCAGUCUCUGAUUCAUUACUGUGAUCAUUUAACCGUGCUUAAGUUCAGCUUAUCCUUACUAUAUGUAAAAAUGUAUUAUAAGGAAACAACACGACGAAAAAAAGGUUUUGAUAAAAGUGCUUCUUGGUAAAAAAUAAUUUUCAUGGGUAUGUCGAUCCCCCAAUCCCAAGUGUUUUCGGGUCCAAUUACCUACGUACACGUGGGCAACCCAGUAGGGGAUCUAUUGUUAAGAUAAUUUGCCGCUAAUUGGUCAGAAGAAGAGGGUGACAGAGGCCACUGAAACCGCGUGUAGAUUGCUCACACUGGCGCACGUCACUCGUGGUCCUAAUGUAGAUCAUGGACAUAAUAAGAUAUAUUUACUUAUACGUUUCAUUUUGUGCAACAUUUUAUCACGAAAACGUCCAAAAUUUAUCCAUUUUGUUGUUUUUAUAAUGGAAUUGCUUCAUUCCUUUCUUUAUCAUUGCUAGUACAUCUUUAUUUAAUAUCAUUGUAUCUUGCUUAAAUUUGCGAAACGUUUAAUGUCAGGAACCAAUUAUUUUUACAUAAAGAAUCCUAUAAAAAUUAAUAUGUAUACUUAGAAAUAUAUGCAUUUUUCUGCAAUUUAGGUCUUAGGGAAUUGUGUGUAAAUGAAUUUCCCACCUGCACGUGUACUCUUAUGUACAUGUACUUACUUUUUGCCAUUGUUAUUCUACAUUCCUUUUUAUCAUUUUAAGCAAAUAAAUAUAUU
Lingula anatina is the source of this 3707-nucleotide messenger RNA. Its product is annotated as alpha-1,6-mannosylglycoprotein 6-beta-N-acetylglucosaminyltransferase A. Gene Ontology annotation, biological process: protein N-linked glycosylation. Lineage: Eukaryota; Metazoa; Brachiopoda; Lingulata; Lingulida; Lingulidae. The record is from RefSeq and is a predicted model, not a curated record. Gene Ontology annotation, cellular component: Golgi apparatus. Gene Ontology annotation, molecular function: alpha-1,6-mannosylglycoprotein 6-beta-N-acetylglucosaminyltransferase activity.